Molecule: messenger RNA, 2199 nt
Organism: Alexandromys fortis (reed vole)
Lineage: Eukaryota; Metazoa; Chordata; Mammalia; Rodentia; Cricetidae
Product: eukaryotic translation initiation factor 4 gamma 2-like
Exons: 7
Coding region: 27-1298 (423 amino acids)
Cellular component (GO): eukaryotic translation initiation factor 4F complex
Molecular function (GO): translation initiation factor activity; mRNA binding; protein binding
Source: RefSeq, a predicted model, not a curated record
GUUUGAGGCCUGCUCAGUCGUUCCUAAUGAAUAAAAACCAGGUGCCAAAGCUUCAGCCCCAGAUAACUAUGAUUCCUCCCAGUGCACAGCCACCACGCACUCAAACACCACCUCUGGGACAGACACCACAACUUGGUCUCAAAACUAAUCCACCACUUAUCCAGGAAAAGCCUGCCAAGACUAGCAAAAAGCCACCACCAUCAAAGGAAGAACUACUUAAACAGACUGAAGCCGUUGUGACUGAAUAUCUGAAUAGUGGAAAUGCAAAUGAGGCCGUCAAUGGCAUGAGAGAAAUGAGAGCCCCGAAACACUUUCUUCCUGAGAUGUUAAGCAAAGUGAUCAUCCUGUCACUAGAUAGAAGUGAUGAAGAUAAAGAAAAAGCGAGCUCUUUGAUCAGUUUACUCAAACAGGAAGGAAUAGCCACAAGUGACAACUUCAUGCAGGCUUUCCUGAACGUAUUGGAGCAGUGCCCCAAACUAGAGGUUGACAUCCCCUUGGUGAAAUCUUAUUUGGCACAGUUUGCAGCUCGUGCUAUAAUUUCAGAGUUGGUGAGCAUUUCAGAACUAGCUCAACCACUGGAGAGUGGCACCCACUUCCCUCUCUUCUUACUUUGUCUUCAACAAUUAGCUAAAUUACAAGAUCGAGAAUGGCUAACUGAACUUUUUCAACAAAGCAAGGUCAAUAUGCAGAAAAUGCUGCCAGAAAUUGAUCAGAAUAAAGAUCGAAUGUUGGAGAUUCUGGAAGGAAAGGGAUUGAGUUUCUUAUUCCCGCUCCUUAAAUUGGAGAAGGAACUACUGAAGCAAAUUAAGCUGGAUCCAUCCCCUCAAACUAUAUAUAAAUGGAUUAAAGAUAACAUCUCUCCCAAACUUCAUGUAGAUAAAGGAUUUGUGAACAUCUUAAUGACCAGCUUCUUACAGUACAUUUCUAGUGAAGUAAGCCCACCUAGUGAUGAAACAGAUUCUUCCUCUGCUCCUUCCAAAGAACAGUUAGAGCAGGAGAAACAGCUGCUGCUCUCUUUCAAGCCAGUGAUGCAGAAAUUCCUUCAUGACCAUGUGGAUCUACAGGUCAGUGCCCUGUAUGCUCUGCAGGUGCACUGUUAUAACAGCAGCUUCCCCAAAGGCAUGUUACUUCGAUUUUUUGUUCAUUUCUAUGACAUGGAAAUUAUUGAGGAGGAAGCUUUCUUGGCUUGGAAGGAAGACAUAACUCAAGAGUUUCCAGGAAAAGGCAAGGCUUUGUUCCAGGUAAGCGCUUUGUUAAGAUUUUUUUUUCUAUUGACUUGGCUUGGUUGUUUUUGGUAGUAUUUUAAAUGGACCUCUUCCUAACUUCAAUGCAUCAAAGAGUAUGUUAGCCUGCAAGAUGUGGUUAAAUAGGCAGUUAGCAAAUGAGAUGAAGAUACGGGAUGAAGUCAUGCUUAAAACCAUAGUGCUGUGUAAAGGGGUUAUAGAUAGGUAACAAUUUUGAUGGCAAAGCUGCUUACUCACAUGGUUAACAGAAUAAAGGCAUUUGGGUUUAAAACUAAAAGUGAAAAAAGCAUACUUUGUAGUUUGAUAUUACCCAGUAGAAUAGAGCUCUGGAAAUAGACAUGAAAGAACUCUAGAUCCAUGGUGUGCAUAAAAUUAGCUUUUUGAAGAAUUUAAAAGUAGGAUCUCAGCCUGGUGCUAGCAAAAAGGUCUUAACACAGUUCAGAUAGUUCUACUAAUAGUAUAGUUCUAGCUAAGGCCUCAGCUUUGAGGAAGCCCUGGUUUACAGCUUCUAAUCUAAGGUUUAUAGACUACUUUGUAAGGAGUGUUUAAGACAAGGCUCGACACUCAUUGUAUCUGAUCCUGUUCUCUGGUGGGCAACUACAGAGAUAGCUCAGCAACUACUCAAAACCGUCUUAUCUCCAGUUCCCAAAGGUUCAGUCCCCUUUUUGGCUGUUGGGCCCUGUGCGUACAUGGUACACAGUCAUAUACCAGUCAGUCAUCCAUAUGUGCACAAAUGUUUUAAAGGAAGGAGGGCUGGAAAUGGCUCAAUAGGUAAAGCUUGUGAAGACCAGACUCCAGAAUCAACUUACUCUCUGGGUGGACUUCUUGAUUGUAUAUCCUGAACAAAACUUUUUUUUUUAAAGAUUUAUUUUGUAUGUAUGUCUAUAAAGGUGUCAGAACCCCUGGAAUUGGAGCUUUAGACAGUUCUGAGUUGCUAUGUUGUAGGUGCUGGCUA